AUGCAGAGUCAAAGGAGAAAGAUUGAAAAUGCUUGUCCAUUAGCUACAAUACUGGAGUUAAAUUUGGACAUUGAUCAUCUUGAUAAGGACUUUGUUGAUUCAAUUUCUACCAAGUCUGCAUUGAAUUUGUAAGCUCAAAAGUGGGGUUAGAAAUGUGCAAACAUGCAACCAAGAACAAGUAGUGUUGGAGAUGGCAUUAGGGUAAGUACCUCAACUGUACCUAGUAAUUCUUGUGGUGGAACUGAACUAGAUGACCUAGACUCAUUUCGUGAUGUGUACAUAUGGGGUAAGUUUUUCUCAAAUGGGGUUUCACCUGAUGGGAUUGGAACUCAAAUUCCUUCUCAGAUAGAUGUGUUGAUUCCUAAGCCAUUAGAGUCAAAUGUUAUUCUAGAUGUUUGCCACAUUGCAACUGGUGCACACCACAUUGCUGUAGUAACUAAGCAAGGGAAUGUUUUUACAUGGGGAAAAGACUCAGGGGGAAGGCUUGGUCAUGGAAUUGACAAAGAUUUUGUCUCCCCACGUGAAGUUAAGUUUCUUGAAGGUACUGAGUUUGACUUUGUUGCAUGCGGAGAGUAUCACACAGGAGUUAUAUCUAAAUGCUAUGAACUUUAUACAUGGGGUGAUGGAGAACAUAAUGUUGGACUUCUUGGACAUGGUUCUGAGGCUAGCCAUUGGAUGCCAAAAAUGGUCAAUGGCCCUUUAGAAGGAGUUGAAGUUGUGUGUGUUGCUUGUGGCUCAUGGCAUUCAGCAUUGGCAACCUCAGAUGGAAAACUUUUUACCUUUGGUGACGGUGCAUUUGGUGUCUUGGGACAUGGAGAUCAAGAGAGUGUGUGUUAUCCAAAAGAAGUGAAACUUUUGAGUGGUCUAAAGACUAUAAAGGUUGCAUGUGGAGUUUGGCACACAGCAGCUAUUAUGGAGGUUGAAUUUCAAUCUGGUUCAAAUGCUUCAUCUGGGAAGCUUUUCACAUGGGGUAAUGGAGAUAAACAUUGUCUGGGUCAUGGAAACACAGAAACAUACCUUCAACCUACUCGUGUUGCUCCACUUACGGGAUAUAACUUUCACCAAGUUGCAUGUGGGCACACAAUGACUGUUGCUUUAACUACUUCUGGUCAUGUAUUUGCAAUGGGAGGAACUGAACAUGGGCAAUUGGGAAAUCCUGUGUCAGCUGGAAAAAUACCUACUUUAGUCCAAGAUAAGUUGCUGUGUGAGAUUGUUGAGGAAAUAUCAUGUGGAGCACAUCAUGUUGUUGCCUUGACAAAGAAAGGUGAACUAUAUACAUGGGGAAAGGGUGCCAAUGGAAGAUUAGGGCAUGGAGAUGUUGAAGAUAGGAAAUCUCCUACAUUGGUUAUAGCCAUGAAAGAUAGGACUAUAGAAAACAUCUCAUGUGGCUCUAACUUCACAUCAUGUGUAUGCAUCCAUAAAUGGGUCUCUGGAGCUGAUCAAACACUUUGCUCUGGUUGUCGACAAGCGUUUGGUUUAACAAGAAAAAGGCACAAUUGUCACCACUGUGGUUUGGUAUUUUGUCAUGCGUGUAGUACUAAAAGAGCAUUCAAAGCAGCAAUGACUGCAACACCAGAAAAACUUCAUCGUGUGUGUGAUAAUUGUUAUGUUAAGCUCAAAGUUUUUGAUGAAAAUGGUUCUUCCAAGUUAGACAAAAAGCCUACUACCACUACUACCACUGCUACUAAUAACUUCAUAAAUGAAAAGGAAAAAUCAAACCAAGCAGCAAUAAGACCCUCAAGAAUUCUCUUGGCUCCUAUAACUGAACCAGUGAAAUACCUUGAAAUAAAGAAUAAUAACCCUGAAGAUAAUGGUGAUUCUACUUCCUUUGUACGAGCUUCCCUUGUUCCAUCUCUUACACAAUUGAAAGAUGUUGCAUUUCCAACUUCACUUAGUUCUAUUCAAACUAUUUUAAAGCCUAUAAUACCUCUUAGUCCGCCACAAACUCCGACACAAACUCCGCCGCAAACUCCGACGCAAACUCCGACACCAAAUACCAGUCCGGGGCCCAAAUUUACAAACACAGUGAGACAAAGCGCUGCUCGCCCUGCUAGCCCUAGGUUUUAUGGAAGUAUUAACGAGAGUUUAAGAAGGACAAAUGAUAUAUUGAAUCAAGAAGUUGCAAAGUUACAGAAACAGAUUCAAAGUUUAAAGGACAAAAGUGACAUGCAAGAUUUGGAAAUCAAAAGGCUUAACAAAAAGGCUACGGAAGCUUCUGCCCUUGCUGCAGUGGAAUAUUCUAAUCACAGAGUAACGAAAGAAUUUGUUGAAUCUACUAUAUCUCAGAUGAAGGAAGUGACUGACAAAUUGCCUGGAGAAAUUUCAGAAAGUCGGCAUUUGAAAGAUGUACUUAUUCGAGUAAAAGAUUUUCUUAAAGAAACUUCAGAAUCUGAAACAUCUUCAUCACCAAACUCGAAGACUAAACCAAAAGUUGCACCUGAAAUACCUACCUCGAAUAACGACUCUUCCAAAUUCCACGCUGAAGAUAAAGUGGCUGCAACAGAAGCCAAACCUUGUCAAGAUGAACUUGAACAAAGCAAAAAAUCAAACUUAAAACAUGAGCAACAAAAUGUGGAUCAUGAUAAACAAAAUUUGCAUGAAGAAACAGAUAAAUCAAAAUUGGAGUCAACACAACAAAAUAUACCUAGUUCAGAUUCCAUCACUUCCGAAAUGCAUGAACACAAACUAGAUGAAAUCGUUCAUGUCAUAGAAGUUAUCCAUUGUGAAAAUAGAGGAAACUCUAUCAAAGAAAGUGAUGGAUCAAAGCAAGAAAUUGAAAACCAAAAGGAUCGUACACUUUCCUCAUCUAGUGACAUUUCUGAAUUGUUAGAUGAUCAUAGACUAGAUAAUGCUGAGGUUGCCGGAGUUGAUGAAUCUCAGGAACAAGAUCAUGUCUUCCAUGAAUGUAUUGGUGCACAAAUGAAUUUAGAAAACUCCGAAGAUUGUUCAAGAUCUUCACCACCAGGAAACCAGGGAGAAGUACAAGUUAUUGAAAAAUUUGCUCAUGGAGUUUAUGUGAUUCUCAUGUUACAGCCUGAUGGUACCAAAAUUUUUAAACGAGUUAAAUUCAG
Messenger RNA from Vigna umbellata (rice bean), 3071 nucleotides. Lineage: Eukaryota; Viridiplantae; Streptophyta; Magnoliopsida; Fabales; Fabaceae. The record is from RefSeq and is a predicted model, not a curated record.